Vicia villosa (hairy vetch) is the source of this 687-nucleotide messenger RNA. RefSeq lists its product as uncharacterized. Lineage: Eukaryota; Viridiplantae; Streptophyta; Magnoliopsida; Fabales; Fabaceae. The transcript is spliced from 2 exons. The record is from RefSeq and is a predicted model, not a curated record. Bases 1 to 687 code for a protein of 228 amino acids.
AUGGUGGUUGUAGGGAGAAAUGAUUUUGUGCUAAUAGAAAAGUUGUGGAUUCUAAAGAAUAGUCUUAGAUGGUGGAAUCAGGAGAUUUUUGGUAGGUUCUAUUGGGAGGUGGAGAAGGGAGUGAGGGAGAUCAACGAAGGGGAUGAUGCGGUGGGAGGUGAAAACGACUUAUAUUGGGACAUUAUUUCUCUUACUAGAAAGGAGGCUUUGAGUAGAUUUUGGUUAAACCUUAAAAUCAAAGAGAACAUGCUUAUCCGAAUAUAUAGGUUGAAGUGGCUUAACGAUGGGGAUUCUAACAGUAAGUAUUUCCACAACGUUAUGAAGGAGAGAAUGAGACGUAAUUUUAUUGGUUCCAUCAAUUCGGAUAGAGGGAUUUUGGAAGCGGUUUCAAAGGUUAAGGAGGAAGUUCUGAAUCAUUUUGCUCUUAAAUUCAGCGAACCCGAAAUUAGCAAGCCGGGUAUCGUAGGAAUCCCUGUCAGAAGGCUUAAUCAACCCGAGAAGGCUUUCUUAGAACCUCUGUUUAUGGAUCUUGAAAUAAAGGAGGCGGUUUCAAAGGUUAAGGAGGAAGUUCUGAAUCAUUUUGCUCUUAAAUUCAGCGAACCCGAAAUUAGCAGGCCGGAUCUGAGUUGGUUGACAUCUCUAAGUCAUGGCUGUGGGGUGCUUAGAUGUUAUGGUUUUCUUGUGUAG